UCCAGAGUUGUGGGAGUACAGUCCCUAGCUUUAGUGUGCCUAACUUGGAUCUGCUUGUCUGAAGCUUGUCGUUGCGUUCUCCUCUGGUAUUAGACAGAUUCAAGGGACCAUUUCUGUCAAAUUUGAGGCAAAAUGCAGACCUCAGGAAAUUAUCAACCUGUUCCCAUUGGCUUUACAGUGCCAUCAGCACCUCCUUCAUAUGAAGAGGCCACGUUUCAUCAUCCCCCAUACCCACCCCUGCAUCAAGGGAUGGAUGCAAAGAACAUGAGCAAUCCUCCAUAUAUUGUUCAGCCAGUACCUAUGCAACCUCCAGUUACAGUUCAGACGGUUUAUGUCCAGCAGGCAAUGACACUUUAUGACCGUCCAGUUCAGAUGUGCUGCAGAUCAUGUAACAGCAUGAUUACUACCCGUCUCGAAUACAGUUCUGGAGCUCUGGCCUGGUUAUCCUGUGGUGGGCUGUGCCUUCUGGGGUGUAUAGGAGGCUGCUGCCUGAUUCCAUUUUGCAUCGACUCGCUUAAAGAUGUGGAUCACUAUUGCCCAAACUGCCACGCAUUGCUCGGCUCUUAUAAACGGAUCUAAGGAAGGCACAUGUGGAACAGGAGAAUUAUUUUUACCCUUUAGACUAAAACUAUAUGAAUUCUUCUGGAUAUCUGUCUUGUCAUGCAGGAGUCUGAAUAUGUGGUGGGACUCAAAAAUAGAGCACAACGACAGAGGAACAUAUUGUUAAGCCAUAUAUGUUUAUACAACCUCCCAUAUACACUUUGUUUCAUUGCCAUGAAUGUUCAUGCACAUUCAGUACAUUUAUCGUUCCCUAGGUAUACAUGUGAUGGCAGGUCAGAAAAUGAAUCCGUUUCUUUUGUAUUGCAAGAGUGAGCAUCUUUCCAGAAGGUUAAACCUCAGGUAGUGUUUGCUUUACAGCAUCUCUGAAAUCUUUCCUUAAAUGUAGGAAACCAAUGAUAGCAUAACAUACAAGCUUUAUGGACAUAAGAUGCAUGUAUUUUUUUUUUUAGUUAGUUUGUAUAGGAAGUCAAAUUUGUAUUAGCUGGCAGCAUGAAGACACCUCUGGUAGGGGUAUGCUUCCUGUUGUUUUAAAUGGUAGCUGGUAGGUCCUGUGUGUUGAGAUCAGAGGAGAUCAAUGUGGCCAAACAGUGGAUAGAGUGCCUGUUAAUGUGUCUGUACAUGGAAAGGAAGCUGCUUUUGGAAGUAUCUUCUCUGUAACAGUCAAAAAUGUUUUUUUUCCCCAAAUUGGAUACAAAAAAAAAAUGUAUCUUAUGGCCAUAUGAAUAUAUAUUUCAUGCUAGCAUGCAUUCCUUACAUUUAAGCAACAAUGUCACUUUAAUGAUACAGGUUGAAAAUGGUCAGAACAUUUGAAUAAAGAACAGGGUAUUUUUAUAUAGCGGUUGACUGAGUUUUGGAGGUAUUUGUUGUGCUGGAUUUAUGCCAUUUUGUUAGUGCCGAAGGGGCAGUCAUCUGUUUCUGUGUGAAAGGCUCCGUAAAGGAACGAAAAAAAAACUAUUUUAUAAAGGUCCAAGAAGAGCUAUAAUUUUUGCUUGCCAAAUUAGAUUAUAUCACAUUUUGCAGAUUAAAAAAUAAUUUAGGGCAUUUUGUAUUUGUACCUUUUACAAUGUAGCCUUUUGUAUAUGCAAAAAAAAAUUUCAUGAAAUAUCCUGUGUAUAUCUUUCUACAGAUUUCCUACAGAAUAUGAGCUUUGUCUACCCUUGCUAUGAAUAUGUAUUAGAUAUGUAAAACUGACAUUCCAUUUCUAGCUAUUUAUUAAAUUGCCAUUUUACUAA
This is a messenger RNA of Xenopus tropicalis (tropical clawed frog), 1793 nucleotides long. RefSeq names its product lipopolysaccharide-induced TNF factor (gene litaf). Gene Ontology annotation, cellular component: lysosomal membrane; endosome membrane; Golgi membrane. The record is from RefSeq and is marked provisional. NCBI's taxonomy places the organism in Eukaryota, Metazoa, Chordata, Amphibia, Anura, Pipidae.